AUGACGGUGGAGAUUGAGAAAUUAGAUUAUCAUCACUACUUGCCUCUGUUCUUUGAUGGUCUUUGUGAAAUGGUACAUCCCUAUGAAUUUUUCGCACGUCAGGGAGUCCAUGACAUGCUAGAGCACGGAGGACCAAAGAUUCUGCCUGUCAUUCCUCAGCUCAUUAUACCCAUAAAAAAUGCCUUGAACACUCGUAACCGGCAAGUCAUCUGCACCACCCUCAAAGUUCUGCAGCAUCUGGUUGUUUCAUCUGAAAUGGUGGGCGAAGCCCUUGUCCCUUACUAUCGCCAAAUUCUUCCCAUUCUCAACAUCUUCAAGAAUAUAAAUGUAAAUUCCGGAGAUGGAAUUGACUACAGCCAGCAAAAACGUGAAAACAUCGGCGACCUGAUUCAAGAAACACUGGAAGAUUUUGAGCGCUAUGGAGGAGAAGAUGCUUUUAUUAAUAUAAAAUAUAUGGUCCCUACCUAUGAAUCCUGUCUGCUGAACUAAACAAAAUAGGAUUAUUGAUUGAUAAUAAAGGCUGUGUGCUUCAAAAAUUGUAUAUCCAU
Messenger RNA from Nanorana parkeri, 548 nucleotides. RefSeq names its product PARK2 coregulated (gene PACRG). The coding region runs from base 1 to 489 and encodes 162 amino acids. Gene Ontology annotation, molecular function: Hsp70 protein binding; Hsp90 protein binding. The transcript has 4 exons. Gene Ontology annotation, cellular component: cytosol; vesicle; neuron projection. NCBI's taxonomy places the organism in Eukaryota, Metazoa, Chordata, Amphibia, Anura, Dicroglossidae. The record is from RefSeq and is a predicted model, not a curated record.